Molecule: messenger RNA, 2591 nt
Organism: Nelumbo nucifera (sacred lotus)
Lineage: Eukaryota; Viridiplantae; Streptophyta; Magnoliopsida; Proteales; Nelumbonaceae
Product: polygalacturonase 1 beta-like protein 2
Source: RefSeq, a predicted model, not a curated record
UUCAAUCAAUCAAACAAACAAACGAUGACCUCAUUAAGUAGAAAAAGCCUCAAACUUACCCCCACUCACUCACUCACUCCCCUCACCUCAGAACCAGAACCGGAACCUCUCUCAUCCUCUUCCUCUUCUCAAAUCUCAACCCUUCCUUCUAAUUAAACAAUCCCGGCUUUCUCUUUUAUUUAUUUUUCUGUUUCUAAUUGCAGAGCUUACCCUUUCUAAAACUAAAGCAAUCGCCUACCAUAAUCAUUCUGAGGAAGUGGAGGAAAAGGAAAGCGGAGUUUCUCUCAACUUUACAUCACCUAUUUAUAUCUCAAGCUCCACCCAACCUACCGGCAUUCUCGACUCUUUCUCUCUCCUUCUCCUUUCUGCAUUACAAAGAAGCCUGAGAGAAAAAGUGGGGGAAACAUGCUUGGACAGCUCAGGCUCAUUACUACUCUCUUCUUCAUCGUCCUCUCCUUGUUCCUCUCAUCUUUCAAUGUUUGUUUCGCCGAAAUCGGCCAAAGUUUCGCCAAAUACUCGCCUGGGGAAAACCCAUUUACGGCGAAAGCAUUCGUGAUCCGUUACUGGAACAAACAGAUCUCCAACAAUCUGCCAAAACCAUCUUUCCUUCUUUCCAAAGCCUCCCCGUUAAGCACCGUCGACUCGGUGGUUCUCACCAAACUCGCCGACCAAAAUGCUCUUUCUUCUCGCCUUCCGUCCUUCUGCUCGUCUGCCAAUUUGUUCUGUUUCUCCGAUUUAACCCCGAGCUUGGAUAAGCAUGACAAAGAUUCCAACUUUGCUUCCUAUUCGAACAGAAACUUCACCAACUACGGAACGUCUCAACUCGGAGGGGUGGACUCCUUCAAGAACUACUCGGAUAACAUCAAUGUCCCCGUCGAUUCGUUCAGGCGGUACAGCCGUGGUUCUACCGGCCACAAUGACAAGUUCUCAAAUUACGCCCCUAACGGCAACGUCGUCGACCAGAGUUUCAACACCUACGGCUCCAGCGCCACCGGCGGUUCGGGUGACUUCACCAACUACAACCAAUUAGUUAACAUUCCUAACCUCCGGUUCACCAGUUAUGAGUCGGACGCUAACGGCCGGAAACAGUCCUUCACCAGCUAUACCGACGAGACGAACUCAGGGGAUGAGUCAUUCACCAGCUACGGGCGCAACGGCAACGGUGUUCCAGUUGGGUUCUCGAGCUACGGCAAGGAGUCGAACGUUGUCGGUUCUACCUUCACCGCCUAUGGCGAGACGGCUAACGGCGCUAAUGAUUCAUUCACGUCUUACGGCUUCGACAGCAACAAUCCUAAGAACAAUUUCAAGAGCUACGGCGACGGAGGAAACGCGGCGAUCGAUAGCUUCUCCAGCUACAGAGACCGAUCGAAUGUGGGUGACGAUUCUUUCUUAUCUUACGCCAAGGACUCGAACUCAGCCAAGGUAAACUUUGCUAAUUACGGGAAGUCCUUCAAUGAGGGAACCGACACAUUCAAAGGCUACGGGAAGGGAGCACUGGGUCAGGCGAUCGGAUUCAAGACCUACGGCGUCAACAACACAUUCAAGGACUACGGGAACAAAAAGAGCGUCAGCUUCGCCGGUUACACCAACCCGAGCUCCGCAAAAACCACAUCUUCUUCCUUGGUGAGCAGCGGCAAGAGCCCGAACAGGUGGUUGGUGGAGCCGGGGAAAUUCUUCCGGGAGGCGAUGCUGAAGGAAGGAACCGUAAUGCCGAUGCCGGACAUAAGAGACAAGAUGCCCCCAAGGUCGUUCUUGCCUCGAUCGAUUACAUCGAAAUUGCCUUUCUCGAGCUCACGAAUUUCAGAGCUGAAACAGAUCUUCCACGCCACCGAGAAUUCGACUAUGGAGAKYAUCCUUCGGAACACGCUGGAGGAGUGCGAGAGGGCUCCGAGCCGGGGCGAGACCAAGAAGUGCGUGGGCUCCAUCGAGGACAUGAUCGACUUCGCAGUAUCGGUUCUGGGUCACAAUGUGGUGGUGAGGACUACCGAGAGCGUGGAGGGGUCAAAGCAAAACGUGAUGAUCGGAGCCGUCAAAGGGAUCAACGGUGGAAAAAUCACCAAGUCAGUAUCGUGUCAUCAAAGCUUGUUUCCUUUUCUGGUCUACUAUUGCCACGCCGUUCCUAAGGUUAGGGUUUACGAGGCCGACAUUCUAGAGCCGAAGAGCAAGGCCAAGAUCAACCACGGCGUAGCCAUAUGUCACGUUGACACGUCAGCCUGGAGCCCCGGACAUGGAGCCUUUGUCGCCUUGGGGUCGAGCCCUGGUAAGAUUGAGGUGUGUCAUUGGAUCUUCGAGAACGACAUGACCUGGGCGGUUGCUGAUGCUGCUGAUUAAUAAGUUAAUUUUAAAAAUUCUUUUUUUUUUUCAAUUUUUCUUCCUUUUGGUUAGUAUAUAGAUGAUGAGUAUAUAUGAAGAAAUAUAUUGGCUAUUGGCUAUUGGGCCGGGGGUCGAACCCAUGAUCUCAUUAAUCGAGCCGCGGGGUCGACCCAGGGCUACCCAAUUUCAGUAAGCUUUGUUUGGAUUUUCUUUCUUAAUACCUCAGUCAAGUGAUCUUCAACUUGAAAUGAAUUUUAAUGAAAUGGUUGGUUUUUCAA